CUCUUUUCACUUUUUCAAUAGAAGAAACUUUGUAAAACCCUGUUUCUCCAUAAUUAAGGAGCUGGAAUUCAUUCUUCAUCAAACAAACCCUAAAUAUUUCAGAACUUCACCAAUUGAUUGGAUUUUAAGUUUCUAACAAACCCUUCAAAAUUAAUAUUUGAAGCCGGGAAGUUUGUCAAUUGAUUGAAGUAAUGGCUUUUCAUGGAGGUACUCUCAAGUCGACCUCCAUUAAUGGCGUCAAAGUUUAUUCUUUGACUGGUCAACACCGUUCUUUAGCCUCUUGGCUUAACCCUAAGAAGCAGCGUGCUCUUAGGAAAGAUAAAGAUUAUAUGCGAAGAGUAGAAUUAAUCCAGGACUUGAGAUUUGAAACCGCAACCACGAAAAUCAAGGCCACACCCGAUGGAGAAUUUGUUAUUGCUUCAGGUAUCUACCCCCCACAAGUUAAGGUGUACGAAUUAAGGGAACUUUCCUUGAAGUUUGAAAGACAUUUGGAUUCUGAAAUAGUUGAUUUCCAGGUCUUGUCUGAUGAUUACUCAAAGCUUGCAUUUCUCUGUGCGAAUCGAACAGUCAAUCUACAUGCAAAGUAUGGGAGUCACUACAGUUUGAGGAUUCCUAGGCCAGGACGAGAUAUGGCAUAUGAUUGCUGGUCUUGUGAUUUGCUCUGUGCUGCCUCUUCGCCAGAUCUUUACCGAAUAAAUUUAGCACAGGGUCGAUUUCUUGCCUCUCUCCCUACUAAGUCCCCUGGACUAAAUGUAGUAUCUAGAAGCAAGCUUCAUGGAUUAGUAGCCUGCGGUGGUGAGGAUGGGGCUGUGGAAUGCUUCGACAUGAGAACAAGAUCAUCAAUUGGUAGAGUUGAUGCUGUCCCAUCUGCUGAUGAAGAGGUAACUGCAAUCGAGUUUGAUGAGGAUCGAGGCUUCCAGAUGGCUGUAGGAAGCAGCGGAGGGACGGUUAUGAUCUUCGAUUUGCGAUCAUCGAAUCCUAUCCGGGUUAAGGAUCAUAUGUAUGGAAGCCCAAUUUUGGAUAUCAAAUGGCAUCAAACUUUGAAUUCUCAGCAUUCUAAGUUGAUCACCACAGAUAGUCAUAUAGUCAGGUUCUGGGAUCCUGAGACGGGUGAAGGGAUGACGAGUAUUGAGCCAACAGGUGGCGCAAUUAAUGAUAUAUGUGUAUUCCGUGAAAGUGGUCUGAUCUUAUUGGGUCUAGACUCUAGCCAGAUACCCUCUUACUUUAUUCCUGCGCUUGGGCCCUCUCCCAAGUGGUGUUCAUAUUUGGAAAACUUAACGGAAGAGCUGGAAGAGAAUCCCGAGACAACUAUAUAUGAUGAUUACAAGUUUUUGACCAAAGAAGACCUUGAGAGACUUAACCUGACAAACUUAAUCGGAACCAAUCUUCUUGUUGCUACUUUGCACGGAUAUUUCAUAAAUCAUAAGUUAUAUAAAAAGGCAAAAUCCAUAGCAGAUCCAUUUGACUACGAUGCCUACAUUGAGAAGCAGAAGAAGGAGAAACUAGAGAAGUUGCAACGUGAACGUAUAACGAUUAAAAGGAGGUUGCCAAAGGUUAAUCGUGGUCUGGCUAACGCUAUUCUUGAGAAUGAAGAAGCUGCAAAUGACGAGGAUGCUGAUCGAAAGAAAACCUCGAAGAAAAAGAAGGGAUUGAGCAGUGAUAUUCUUAAAGACGAGAGAUUUGCAGACAUGUUUCAGAAACCAGAAUUUGAAAUUGAUGAGAACUCUGAGGACUAUUUGGCUCUUCAUCCUGUCGCUUCUCAAAAGGGGGCUAAUUUGGUGGAUGAGCAUUUCGAGCCUGUUAUGGAGGAGGAUGAGAUGAGUUUAAGUGAUGCUGAUGUUUUCUCCGCUUCUGAAGAUGAAGAACGAAUGCGAGUUCCUAGGCUAUAUGAAGUAAAGGAUGAAAGGCACGCACAAGCAUUCUUGGAGAGCGUGUCGCUUACCAACGAGGAUGCUCUUCCUUUAGGAGAAAGAGUGGCCGCUUUACAAGAUGUAGAAGCCGGUUCGCAUCUACCUGCUGGUGUUAAGUUGGGUCCCGGUGGGUCACGAGAAAUUUCCUUUGUUUCUAAAAAGAAAGGGAAGUAUCAAGAAGAUGACGAAGAUAGAGAAAAUCGGCGUAACAAGAGGGGUGUUCAGUCAUUAGGGCUUAAACCUACAAAUUAUGAGAGGAGUCGAGGAAGAGGUCGAGGUAACCGUGGGCGAGGCAGAGGUCGAGGUCGACAUUGAGGUUAUCGGAAGUCAUCGAGGUAGAAUUUUUGGCGCUUCCUUCUACCUUGUAAUAUCUGAUUUUAGAUUCCUUUUCAUCUAUUGUAAAAUUUAGUCUAAUAAUAUUUAUGUUCUAUUUCAAAAUUGAAAAAAAAUAAUUGAUCAUGGAAAUUUUAUCAGGUUUUUGUAGUUAUUUUUUUUGUGAACUUUAAUUCUAGUAAUUAGAUCAUGUUAAAGUUGAUUGAGAUUGUGUUGGAUUAGUUUUGGGUCCAAUAUCUAAUAUCAUAUCGUAAUUUUAAUUUAAGUUAUAAA
This is a messenger RNA of Amaranthus tricolor (Joseph's coat), 2516 nucleotides long. RefSeq lists its product as uncharacterized. The record is from RefSeq and is a predicted model, not a curated record. Gene Ontology annotation, molecular function: protein binding. The transcript has 16 exons. Lineage: Eukaryota; Viridiplantae; Streptophyta; Magnoliopsida; Caryophyllales; Amaranthaceae. Gene Ontology annotation, cellular component: 90S preribosome; nucleolus; small-subunit processome. The coding region runs from base 192 to 2225 and encodes 677 amino acids. Gene Ontology annotation, biological process: maturation of SSU-rRNA from tricistronic rRNA transcript (SSU-rRNA, 5.8S rRNA, LSU-rRNA).